Messenger RNA from Ostertagia ostertagi, 210 nucleotides. The record is from the annotation of a GenBank genome assembly. Lineage: Eukaryota; Metazoa; Nematoda; Chromadorea; Rhabditida; Trichostrongylidae.
AUGCAAGCUGAGUUAAAAGGACCGGGAGGACCGACUGGAAUAGGCGGUGAAAACCCAUUUGGAUUCGGAGGAGGAGGUGUUGGGCUCCAAAUCAAUCCCGGACCGUUUGGAAUGGGUGGAAGUCCUGUGGUGCUGGCAUUCCUCCUCCCAGAAAUGUGGGCAUCCAGAAGGAAACGACUGAGCCUGAGACACCACCAGAGAGGUCGCUGA